AUGCUGGCCGCCCUGCUCUACCACCCUGCUCUGCAGCCCUGCUCUGCACCCAUGCUCUGCAGCCAUGCUGGCCGCCCUGCUCUGCAGCCAUGCUGGCCGCCCUGCUCUGCCGCCCUGCUCUGCCACCCUGCUCUGCAGCCCUGCUCUGCAGCCAUGCUGGCCGCCCUUCUCUGCAGCCAUGCUCUGCAGCCCUGCUCUGCAGUCAUGCUGGCCGCCCUGCUCUGCAGCCAUGCUGGCCGCCCUGCUCUGCAGCCAUGCUGGCCGCCCUGCUCUGCCGCCCUGCUCUGCCACCCUGCUCUGCAGCCCUGCUCUACAGCCAUGCUGGCCGCCCUUCUCUGCAGCCAUGCUCUGCAGCCCUGCUCUGCAGCCAUGCUGGCCGCCCUGCUCUGCAGCCCUGCUCUGCAGCCAUGCUCUGCCGCCCUGCUCUGCAGCCAUGCUGGCCGCCCUGCUCUGCCGCCCUGCUCCGCAGCCAUGCUGGCCGCCCUGCUCUGCAACCCUGCUCUGCCGCCCUGCUCUGCAGCCAUGCUGGCCGCCCUGCUCUGCCGCCCUGCUCUGCAGCCAUGCUGGCCGCCCUGCUCUGCCGCCCUGCUCUGCAGCCAUGCUGGCUGCCCUGCUCUGCCGCCCUGCUCUGCUGCCCUGCUCUGCUGCCCUGCUCUGCAGCCAUGCUGGCCGCCCUGCUCUGCCUCCCUGCUCUGCCGCCCUGCCCUGCAGCCGGAUGCAUCUUGCGGGAGAUGGAAGAGAGAGAAUCCCCUGCAGCUCCAGAGACGUCGGCUGCUGAGCCAAAGGCCACCACCCUGA
Messenger RNA from Microtus oregoni (creeping vole), 798 nucleotides. RefSeq names its product keratin-associated protein 10-4-like. The transcript has a single exon. Bases 1 to 798 code for a protein of 265 amino acids. NCBI's taxonomy places the organism in Eukaryota, Metazoa, Chordata, Mammalia, Rodentia, Cricetidae. The record is from RefSeq and is a predicted model, not a curated record.